CCCGGAAGUGGGGGCCUCCCUGUCGUACAGAGCCGGCUACACCCGGGCCCCGGCGCCGCGGGGCCUAGCGGUGGCUGGGCCCUCAGGCUGGUUCAUGGGGACGGCUCAAGCCAGCGAGGGCUCCUGAUUGGGCAGUGGCGGGGGCCAUGGAGCCCAACUGGGCGGCGAGCGACCAGAUUGGGCCGGGAGCCGCUGAGACCAAGAUUCAUUUCAAGGUCACCCGGUUCAUCAUGGAGGCAGGGGUGAAGCUGGGCCUGCGAUCCAUCCCUGUGGCCACGGCCUGCACCAUCUACCACAGUUUCUUCACGGCCACGGUGGCCCCGGGGCCCUACGACCCCUACCUGGUGGCCAUGGCUGCACUGUACCUGGCCGGGAAGGUGGAGGAGCAGCACCUACGCACCCGGGACAUCAUCAACGUCAGCCACCGGUACUUACACCCCCAGAGCGACCCCCUGGAACUCGACUCCCAUUUCUGGGAGCUGCGGGACAGCAUCGUCCAGUGCGAGCUGCUCAUGCUGCGGGUGCUUGGCUUCCACGUCUCCUUCCGGCACCCCCACAAGUACCUGCUCCAUUACCUGCUCUCCCUGAGGCAGUGGAUGAACCGGCACAGCUGGGAGCGGACCCCUGUCUCGGCGGCAGCCUGGGCACUGCUCCGGGACAGCUACCACGGUGGGCUGUGUGUGCGCUACCCCCCUCAGCACGUGGCGGUGGCCGUGCUGUACCUCGCUCUGCACUGCUAUGGGGUGGAGGUGCCUGCCCAUGCACAGGCCCAGAGACCCUGGUGGCAGGUGUUCAGUGAAGAUCUCAGCCAGACUCAGAUUGACCAGAUCGUAUUGGACCUGAUCCAGAUUUACACAUUGGAUGCGGAAAUCUCCUAAUGGGGUCCAGACAGCGACCCAGUGCUGGGGAGGGCACAGGCCCCACUCCCAUCCCCCCCGAUCCAACCAGUCCCUGCCCUGGGGCUGGAUGGGCACCAGUGCCCCUAGAGGGGAAAGACUCCAGGCCCCAUUCCCGCCCCCGUAAGCCAGCCAGUCUCCGCCCUGGAGCCAGAUCGGAGCUGGCGCCCCCUAGAGGGGACAGGCCCCAUGUCCCAUUCCCCAGCCCCCAAGCCAGCCACUCCUUGCCCUGGGCCAGAUGGGAGCUGGCACCCCCUAGAGGGGAUAGGCCCCGGGCCCCAUUCCCACCCCCAUAAGCCAGGCACUCUCCGCCCUGGGGCCAGAUUGGAGCCGGUGCCCCUAGAGGGGACAGGCCCCAUGUCCCAUUCCCCAGCCCCCAAGCCAGCCA
Molecule: messenger RNA, 1284 nt
Organism: Chelonoidis abingdonii (Abingdon island giant tortoise)
Lineage: Eukaryota; Metazoa; Chordata; Testudines; Testudinidae
Gene: CCNQ
Product: cyclin Q
Biological process (GO): regulation of transcription by RNA polymerase II
Molecular function (GO): cyclin-dependent protein serine/threonine kinase regulator activity
Source: RefSeq, a predicted model, not a curated record